AUGGGAUCUUUGAAAUGGGAGCUGGUGUCUGAUUGUCUGAAGUGUUGCGCUGAGGAUUCAGACGAUGCGACAAGCAAGGUUAUAUAUUCUGGUGCGAUUUUAGAGGUGUGCAUGAGGAAAUUGGUGUUUUAUCCCGAGCUAGUCGGCUUUAUAGAGGAAGAGAAGGAUAAAUUCCCAUCGGUCAAAGUUCAAUACGCGUUCAAUUCUCCGCCCAAGUUGAUCAUGUUGGAUGACGACGGGCAGCUUAAGGAAACCAUUAGAGUUGAUAACUGGAAACGAGAGCACAUUCUGCAGUUCCUCAAGGAGAAAGUGAAGCCAUCGUCGGAUACCUAA
This is a messenger RNA of Salvia miltiorrhiza (redroot sage), 333 nucleotides long. RefSeq lists its product as uncharacterized. The record is from RefSeq and is a predicted model, not a curated record. The coding region runs from base 1 to 333 and encodes 110 amino acids. Gene Ontology annotation, molecular function: oxidoreductase activity. The transcript is spliced from 4 exons. Gene Ontology annotation, cellular component: endoplasmic reticulum lumen. Lineage: Eukaryota; Viridiplantae; Streptophyta; Magnoliopsida; Lamiales; Lamiaceae.